Pediculus humanus corporis (human body louse) is the source of this 291-nucleotide messenger RNA. RefSeq lists its product as uncharacterized. The coding region runs from base 1 to 291 and encodes 96 amino acids. The transcript has 3 exons. The record is from RefSeq and is a predicted model, not a curated record. Lineage: Eukaryota; Metazoa; Arthropoda; Insecta; Psocodea; Pediculidae.
AUGGAGGAAACCGAAAAAAAGGCGGAAUUGGAUUUUUGUAUCCGUGAUGUUGACCGUCAAAAUAAAAUAACUCAAGAAAUUUUGGCAAAAUAUUUGCAGCGACGUCUUUUCUCCCAUUUACUCAAUACUCGCGCCCAAUCUGUCCCAGUCGGAAAUAGCAGACAGCAAAAGGCUAGAAUACACACGAGAGCCGAUGUUUAUAAUCAAGAUGAUGGUAUCAUAGAAACCGUAGAACCCGAACGAUUAACGAGUUUUCCUUUAAUUGAAGAAGAACUUCAAGUGUCUAAUUAG